This is a messenger RNA of Drosophila yakuba, 968 nucleotides long. RefSeq names its product gram-negative bacteria-binding protein 3. The transcript has a single exon. Gene Ontology annotation, molecular function: carbohydrate binding. Lineage: Eukaryota; Metazoa; Arthropoda; Insecta; Diptera; Drosophilidae. Bases 59 to 433 code for a protein of 124 amino acids. The record is from RefSeq and is a predicted model, not a curated record.
GUCGAGUUUAGUUCUGUUUGGAGGUCCAAUACCGCAACACGUACCAUUUCGAUUCGUGAUGGCUCCACUUCCGGUGUGCCUGCUGCUCCUGGUGGUGGCGACUGGCUUUGGCCACGCCUACGAGGCACCUGAGGCUCAGGUGCGCGUGUUCUAUCCCCGGGGAUUCGAGGUCUCCAUUCCGGAUGCGGAGGGUAUAUCGCUGUUUGCCUUCCAUGGCAAGCUAAACGAGGAGUUCGACGGCCUGGAGGCUGGGCAAUGGGCAAGGGACAUUCCGAAAGCCAAGCGCGGACGCUGGACGUUCCGGGAUCGAGAGACAAGGCUCAACCAUGGCGAUACCCUAUACUUCUGGACCUAUGUGGUCUACAACGGGCUGGGUUAUCGACAGGAUGAAGGAGCUCAUGUGGUCACCAGUUACGAGAAUCCAAAGAAAUAGAACAAAUAGUUUGGAGCCAAGCUUAAAGCUCGUCUUGAACCACUGUUUAUAGAGCUCACUUUCGAUUCUUAAUCUUUUUGUUUACUACACAAUGAAAAGUACUACAAAUGAAAUAGAAUCGUCGCAAGAUAAUGGGGCUAUUACGCUUGUAUUUACCAAAUCAAAAUGUUAUACAUAAACAUAAAAUAGUGUUUAAUACGAAAUUGAUAUGUUCAUUAAUCAACAAAUUUAAGAUAAUAUUUAUCGCUUUAGCCAUGCAUUUUAACGAUGAAGCAAAAAGGAAUCAAGUCAAUUGAUAUUUAAAUCAAAGGAAUGUAAAUUCAUAUUUUAUCCACUCAGCGCUUUUCAUUGUGGCUGUGACGUAUUUAAUUAUUUUCGUUAGUAAAAACACUUUUAUCCAAUGCAAAUUUAUGCACUUUUAAACGCUGUAAUUAAUCAUAAAUAAAAUGCGAGGCCUUAAUGGCCAAAUGGAACGCAGGGCACAGCAAUGCGAUGGCCUGAAAAUUGCGUAAAAUGAAGCUCGCUCUCAAACCAA